CAGACUCCAGUUUCAAGGAGGCCUCAGGUGUGGCGCUGGUUACAAAGGACUCCCGGUUGCCAUAGCAACAGCAGGAGAUCAGUGUGACACCAUCGACAGGCAACAGGUCGACUGACGCAGCCGAGUUGAGAUGGUGUCUGAAAAACAAGGAGUCCGGUCCAGAUUCGGUCCGUCCACCAGGAUCUUGGAGCUGGCGCGGCACAAAACCUCAAAAACAAUCUGGGCUACGACUCCUCGUGGGAAGCUGAGUUGGGGCGACCAGGAGCCGGGGGGGCCCGUCGGCGCUCCGGCGCUCGGAGCCUUUCCAAGUGCAAGAAUCCAAUACCUGGCCGAGCACAAGAGACGCCUCUCAGCAGGGGACGGCCCCGGGAGGAAGGACGAGGAGGCGAAGACCCAGCGUCCUUCCUCCAAGACGUCCCAGUACCAGAGCUUUGUCCGCCUGUCGGCACCCAGAGGCCGGAGCCACAGUUCCCAGGAGGCGCGGUCUCCUCACACUCCUCGGUGUGAGAUCAACUGUCCGAUCUGGCACGUCGAUCCCAGAGUGAGAACUGCAGCGAUCGCACCUCGACUGCUGCGGCUCGCCAACCCCAAACAGAACCACCCGGACUUCCAGAGCAACAGAGAGAGCGUCUCGUCCCCCGUGUCCUCGGCGUCCAGAGGAGCUCGCGUCUCUCAGCGACUCGUCCAGCUGUCACUGCCCAGACUGAGAAAGAGCAACGUCUGCAGCGAGCUGGGACGGCCGGAGGAGUCGGUCUGGACGGUGUCGAGGGCAGCGAGAAGAGCGACGCCAAGUUCUCGAGUUGAAAUGCUGGCGACACCGAAGCCGCUCUCCAAGGACUACGUCGCUCCACGAGAGGCGGAGUGGAGAAGAAACUUCGUCCUGUUCCCCUGAACCUCCGUCAGCAUCACAACCAACUCACUGCUGCUCUCAUCUCUGCUACUUCUGAAACUAAUUCAAUGGAAUUGAUGGAAAGUAGAAGUCAGGAUGUAGAAAGAGGCUUUGAAAUGAAUGUGCUAACAUACAUAGAUCUUGAUAAAGUCUUUAACCUGUCUGAAGAUCUGCAGAUUCAAUGUUCGUCAAAUUCUUUAGAGCUUUAGUUUCUUACAUCUUUUCCACUAAUGCGAUACAAUCUUUUUCGAGAGGAAUUUCAGUAUUUUUCCGCCGGAGUUGUGUGUUUAUAAAUGUGCAAUGUUUCCAGACUCUGAGCGAAAUCCCAGAGAAAGAAUUUCCAGCCUUUUAUCGGUGAAAAAACACUUGAAGUGACAUUUUGUGGAUUGUUUGGCAUUUGCCCAUUAAGAUUAAAUUGUUGCCACAGCCACCGAAAUACCAGAAUUCCUCUUUAAACCACAAACCGAGAGAGAGGCCCUUCACCUCAGUGCAAACCCCAAAGACGAGCAAAGGCAACAGACUAAAAGUUUUAAAAAAAAAGGAAGUUUUAAAUUCUCGAAGGAUUAGAAAAUGUGUUGAAAUUCUCAGUUUGAGGGAUCUGGUCGGGAAACGUGUCGGAGAUCGAUCCCAACGGUUGCGUGUGUGUCUCCGCUCGUGUGUUGAUGUCAUCACCGCGUGCUGGAGCCAUUAAACCAGUUAUUUCUGGAUUGCGACAUCGUGAUUUAUUAACGAUCGCUGCUUUAAAUCUCCGAUGUUUUGGCAGAAUCGGUGAAUCAUGUCAGGAGUAAAAAAACUGAGUGUGAUGUCGCGAUCCAGGAGGUUUUUCCUUUGCAGUGGAGCUGGAUUUCAUGUUUCUAUCACAACCAUGUGUGUGGAUGCUUGUCUCUGCACUGAUUUUUUAAUCCACUGGGUAUUUUAGACCAUAAUGAAACCACUAAAUAAAACCUUUGUCAAUUUCAACACCUGCUUUUGAUUUGGGACAGAUGUGCGUGCACGGAGAGAGGUUCCAGCGCCACAUCAGGCCGCUGUGCACGUGCACGUUGAAGAUGACAUCAACCAAAGCCAUUCAGAAGCUCCCCUCUCUCCUCCGAAAGGUCGUGACUCGUGGAAAGUACCACAAUCUGGCCACUGUCCAGUUGACAAAGGGGUUGUGGGGCCUCGGUUUGGGAAUCCACUGUGAGACACAGUUUUUCCAUAAGAAGCGGUCACGGCUGAUGUGUGCAGAGGUGGAGGCGCGGUGCAGUAAUUAGGGCUGGAGCCCUGCGGGCGGGGGCCGCCGGCGUGGGCUGGAGAUCAGCGCAGGUCUGUGGGGCGGCUGGAGGCCGAGGAGCAGACAGACAUCAGAGGAGACUGAACCCAUGUC
This is a messenger RNA of Hippoglossus stenolepis (Pacific halibut), 2252 nucleotides long. RefSeq lists its product as uncharacterized. The transcript has 8 exons. Lineage: Eukaryota; Metazoa; Chordata; Actinopteri; Pleuronectiformes; Pleuronectidae. The record is from RefSeq and is a predicted model, not a curated record. Bases 131 to 892 code for a protein of 253 amino acids.